This is a messenger RNA of Iphiclides podalirius (scarce swallowtail), 1431 nucleotides long. Lineage: Eukaryota; Metazoa; Arthropoda; Insecta; Lepidoptera; Papilionidae. The record is from the annotation of a GenBank genome assembly.
AUGAAUGCUAGCGGUGAUGUCGCCACGGACUCCUACCACAAGUGGAGGCAGGACAUCGACAUGGCUUCCGACUUGGGGUUGCAAUUCUACAGAUUCUCUCUGUCCUGGCCGCGGCUCCUCCCAACUGGCUACACGAACAUAAGGAGCGAGGAUGGAAAGAAAUAUUACAAUAACCUUAUCAAUGGUCUACUGGAGAAAGGCAUAGAACCCGUAGUGACCAUGUUCCACUGGGACCUGCCCCAGAAUAUUCAGGACCUUGGUGGCUGGACAAAUCCCCUAAUAACCGACUGGUUUGCGGAGUACGCGCGCUACGCGUUUGAGAGCUUCGGUGACCGGGUGAAGACAUGGCUCACCAUCAACGAGCCGCUGGUCUACUGCGACUUAGGCUACAACUCGGGGACCUUAGCGCCUGGGAUCAAGGAGCCAAUCUUCGGGCCCUACCUCUGCAACAAGCACAUGAUGAUCGCCCACGCGAAAGCCUACAGGAUCUACGAUAAUAACUUCAGGUUGAAGCAGCAAGGUAAAGUGUCGAUUUCCAACAAUCUGGUGUGGCUGGAGCCAUUGAACCCUGAAGACGAAGCUCUGGCUGAGUUAGGGCGAGAGCAUUGCACCGGCCGGUACUCCCAUCCGAUAUACUCCAAGAAGGGCGGCUGGCCCCCAUCGAUCGAGAAGGCGAUGGCUGAGUACAGCCUCAAGCAGGGUUUCAACUCGUCAAGGCUGCCAGCUUUCACCAAAGAAGAGAUAAAACUCAUAAGAGGCUCGUACGACUUCUACGCACUGAACCAAUACACCACCAAGCUGAUCAGGCCCGUCAAAGCCGGCGAGGACCCAGGGUUCUGGUUCAACACUGGCUCCAAGGAGAUCGGUGCGGUGCUCCAGUCGGACCCUGCCUGGCCCUUCGAUGCUACGAGCGUGCUCGCGGUGCAUCCCGAGGGGCUUCGUAAACAAAUAGCGUGGCUGGUGAAGAAGUACGGCAAUUUGGGAUUCCUCAUCACCGAGAACGGCUAUUCGACCACCGGGAGUGAACUGAACGACAUCAAAAGAGUAGAGUACAUCAGAGACUACUUGGAGCAGUUGCUUUUGUCUAUAUGGGUGGACGGCGCAAAAGUUUUUGGCUACAGCUACUGGUCACUAAUGGACAAUUUAGAAUGGUCACAAGGCUAUGACGCAAAGUUCGGCCUGUACGAAGUGGACUUUGAGGACGCAGAGCGGACGAGGACGCCGCGCGCCUCCGCGCAGUACUACUCGAACGUGAUUCGAACCAACACUAUAGACUGCGACUACGGGCCGGCAAACGGGUCGCAACCGCUGCGCCGUCACCGCCGCAGGGGCCCCGAGAAUGGGGCGCGAUGCAACGCGGCUGGAUUCGCCGUCGCUGUGAUUUCCGUCGCCUUUGCGUUUCUACUGCGACCAGCCCAAGCUAGUCUAGCG